UUCUGUCAUUUAGUUUUAUAAUCAGAAAUAAUCAGACCAGAGACUGGACAGCCGUGCCGUGCUCCUCCUACCGGUCAGAUACAGUUGCAGGCUCUUGUACAGCAAGUCCACCCAAAUUGCAAGCGCCAAAGUUUUCGUCGACAUCAGCAGCACAUACCGUACACAGAAUGGCCGGCUUUCCCGACUACAACACUCACAUCGAGGAGAAUGCUGAGGUGAACGCCUGGAUUAGGUUCGGCCUGAGGAUGGGCGUCAGCGCCGCCCUGCAUCCCUUUGAGUACUCCAAAACACUGAUCCAGCUCGGCUACGAGCCGAUCGCAGCCCGCCCUGGCAAAUCGCUACUGGGCAAGCCGAUCAUGAAGCUGCCGAACAUUUUUCAGUACGCUGGACACAUAAGGCAGAUAGACGGCUUCUACGGGUGCUACCGCGGCUUAGCACCGAAGCUGGUGGGAUCCGUGGUGGCCAUGGUGGUGAGCGAGCGGGUGGCCGACAAGCUGGGUCUGGACAAGCCGGAGGAGGUCAAGGACGACUCGGACCUGAAUGAGGAGGAGAUGUAUGUCCUGUUCAAGUCCACCCUGAAGCGGGACAUCGUACUGACGGUGAGCGGCAUCGUCGCCUCCCACCCAUUUCACGUGAUCUCGCUGCGCAUGAUGGCGCAGUUUGUAGGUCGUGAAACCCUGUACACCUCCAUUCUGGGCUCCGUGGCUGAGAUCUGGAAGACAGAGGGCAUCGCAGGCUUCUUCGCCGGCAUCGUGCCGAAGCUUCUCUGCGAUGUGGCCUGUCUGGUGCUCAGCAGCUCCACGGUCUACAUUUUGAACAAAUACGUGAUCAAGGACAAGCUGGGCAGGCAGUAUAACGCCGGCUUCACGCAGUUCGCCAUCUCCAGUCUACUGUAUCCCCUCCAGGUAGUUUCCACCUGCUCAGUUGUUAGUGGCUCCCGCCUGAUGGCCGGCCAGCCGCCAAUCAUGCCGGUCUACAACAACUGGGUGGACUGCUGGAACGACUUGCAGUCGCGCGGCGAGCUCAAGCGCGGAAGCUCCCUCUUCUGGCGAUCCCAGGCAUUAAGCGUUCCCAUCGUGCCCACUUCGUUCGCGCCCUUGCCCAAGCUGGCGCGCUACCAGUAGAGCGCUACCUACUAGACCACCACGUUCAGGCAUUGGAGGCAGCAUCGAUUUUUUGAACCCGAUUCGCCAAGGCGGCAAUUCUGCACCUCACCGGCAACCGACCUGGCGCCCUCCGACCCAAGAAAACUGCAUUUGUUCCACAUUUCACCCAAACCAGUCACUCCGUCACAAUUCUGUAACCCAACUUAGAUGCACGACCUAGUGGCUGCUUAGCCCAUUCAAGCGGACGCUUCGCGCGGUAACCUUUAAUUUCUGCAUCAUAUAGUACUGGAUACUUUUCUAAGUCAGACUAGCUCUUAAAUCGGCAUAGCUGCGCACGAUUCCUGUUACUGUUUUACUGAAAAAAACAAUAAAAAUAAUUGCCAAAUCAGCGAAA
Molecule: messenger RNA, 1500 nt
Organism: Drosophila ananassae
Lineage: Eukaryota; Metazoa; Arthropoda; Insecta; Diptera; Drosophilidae
Gene: Mtch
Product: mitochondrial carrier homolog 2
Exons: 4
Coding region: 168-1124 (318 amino acids)
Source: RefSeq, a predicted model, not a curated record